AUGUCUUCCGGUUGUCUCUACAUCAACAAGUUCGCCCCGAUUACUUUCAACAGCAUGCCGAUGACGAUGUCUGACUCUGUCCAGAGGGCUAGAACGAAUGCUCUAAGAGAUUGUCCUGAAUACCAGAGUCUUCCCGACGACUGGGCCAUUGGAGUCGACCCUGACGCUGGAGACCGCGUUUAUUUUUUCAGGGACGCUCGUCCGGCCGAGAAGCACUACACUCAUCCAUCUCUCGGACCUCUGCCUAGUCCGUGGAUCCUCAAGCUCGUACCAAACCAUUCGAAAAACACUUUCCAAAUACUGUAUUACGAUCCCAAGAAUCAUAUCAAAUCCAGACAAGACCCCAGGUUUUUAGACAAAACGUUACUUCAGCACUCAAAGAAUGUUCCAAAAGAGCUCAGGAUAGCCGCCUCUUCGCAAAGGAACAAGAAUCUGGACAUUAGCAAAAUGAAGCGGCAGCCGAUCGGGAAUAAAAAUAUUCGAGACUACUUCGAGAUCAUGAAAGUUCUUGAUCCAGGCGAUGGAACUAAGGGCGGCAUGAAUGGAGGUGUCUUCGUGGUUCGAGUCAAAGGUGUACCCAACAAGCUAUACAUCGAAAAAAGGUUCAAGGCGGAUCAAGUCGAUAUGGCAAAGGACGAGAUAAGGAUGAUCCGUAGACUCAACCAUGCGGCUUUGACGUGUUACUCGGUUGCCUACAUUAUCGAAAACCACAACCCGGAGGCAUCUGUUUGGAUUGAGUUUUGUGAUCGCGGAGAUUUGGACGGGGUUAUUCGAGAAUUCUCAAAACGCAAACAAGUAUUCCCACGAAUUCUACCCCCUGAAGCCUUUGUAUGGCACACAUUUGGAGGACUAUUAGAUGGACUGGCCUACCUGCAAACCGGGGUUGGGCAUCUCCACAAUCCGCAUUCAAGAGCACCACCAAAUUGGAUGCCAAUUCUUCAUAGGGAUAUGAAGCCAGAUAAUGUGCUCCUUCGAUCGAGAUCUACAGUCGGCUCUAACAAGUACUUCUAUUGUGUACUAAGCGACUUUGGGCUUGCUUGUGAAGACCGUCCAAGCAGUGAUCCAUUAUGCGAUCGAUUCCAGCGAGAGGGCUCAAAAAUUGGCACAAUGGGUUACAUUGCACCAGAGCUUUGCUGGUCACCCUUUCCUCAAAACAAUCAGCAAUUGAACAUGUUUCCACCUGGAGCUUUAAAUAGCCGGAAAUCUGAUAUGUGGGCACUUGGUGCUACCAUGUUCAACCUCGCUGAAUGUAAAAGCAUUUUAGGCCAUUGCGAUUUCAGCCGCCUACCGCAGGAUAUAAACGCCAAUGAUUAUAUGCAGGGAACUGAGUGCCGAAAGUUGAAGGACCCCCUCACCAUUCCAACCAACUAUUCCUCCCAGUUGAAGGAAGCCAUUCGGCGAGCAACAUACUGGAAUCCACGAGACCGACCUGACGCUGUGGGAUUUGUACGGAAAUUUGAACAAUUACAGUAUGAUGCUGGUUUUGACACGCAGAAAAAAGCGGCGCCGCUUCCAGAGUGGGCUACGAAGCAGCACCAGUACUUUGCACCCGAAUGA
Molecule: messenger RNA, 1557 nt
Organism: Lachnellula hyalina
Lineage: Eukaryota; Fungi; Ascomycota; Leotiomycetes; Helotiales; Lachnaceae
Product: G2-specific protein kinase
Exons: 2
Coding region: 1-1557 (518 amino acids)
Biological process (GO): chromosome segregation; protein phosphorylation
Cellular component (GO): centrosome; cytoplasm; nucleus
Molecular function (GO): protein kinase activity; ATP binding
Source: RefSeq, a predicted model, not a curated record